AUGGACAGCCUCAAGCCCGGCUGGCAGGAGACCUGCUCCCUGACCUGCACGAAGCGCCACAAGUCCUGGUCCCAGUGCAACGGCAUCCGCGACGCGACGGCCUACGUCCCGCCCUCCAAGCUCAAGACCGCCGCGGGCGUCGACCACGACUUCAACUUCCUCUCGGGCAUCGAGCGCGCCGUUCAGCGCUCCGAAAAGGAGAUUGUCGAGGAAAGACACCUUCUGAAACCCGAGGACCUGCGGCCGGUCGAGGUGCGCAGCGUGCAGUGGAAGACGGGCCGCGAUGGACGCAAGAAGAGGGUCAUGGUCACCGAGGUCCUGCGGGGGGACAGCGGCCCAGGAGGUGCGCGGUAUGAGGCGCUCUCCAGCAUACCCUUCAAGAAAAGGCUGGCUACGUUUGGGAUCCUGCUGAAGCGUGCGCCGGUGGGAAUGGUCAGACAGAAGGAGAACGGGACCAACUUCAGCAAAGCCUCUGGCAGAAUCAAUUGGCAGGUUGAAUGGCUUCUCACUUCGUCCACAGACACAAAGACACCAUCACAACAGCAGGAGAGCGUGGGGAACACCGAAACAACAACGACAAAGAGGGUACUAGCCAAGGCGCUCGACGACGUGCCGCUCUACAAGGCCUUCGUCACGGGGCAGAAGUCGUUCAACGAUGAGCAGGCCAGAAAGGAACAGCAACGGCAGCAGCCACCAGACGACGACGAGGAGACCCAGGAAGCCAAUGCUCACACCGGCGGAUCUGGCCGAAACAAGAAGCGCCGCAAAAACCAACACAAACCGGGCCAGUCCAUCGCCACGGCCCAAGACACGGAGACGGGAGCCUGGCAUCCAGGCCGAUUCUUCAUGCAGUCCUCUCCGCGCGGCACCUGGACUUCCCACACUGGCGUCCAGCCCUUCACGGGGACAACGGAGGAGGAAGAGGCGCAAAAGACGAGGUACACGUUCUACGUCGCGGGCACGACAUCUGCGGCGACGGCAGCGACGGGCAAGAUGGUCGUUCACCCCGUAGACGCAACGACGCCCCUCGGCGAAGCCCUGCGCGACACGACGGUGCCGGAGUUUCCUACAAUCUACGUCGUUGAAUUGGGAGCGGUCCUACCGGCGACGUUACUCCCGGAACCGAAGCCGAUGCGCCUCGUUCCCAAACGUAAGCACGAGAGCAACGGCAAAAGGGCAGACGGCGGCAGUAAGACCAAGAGACCUCGCAAGAACCUGGAAGACGGCGAGCUGCCGAGCGACGGGGACGAGAGUGAUGGCGAUCUUGCCGUCGCCGACGUUGAUAGGUUUGCGGCCGCCGUCGACCAGAUUGUUGCCGAGCAAAGUCUGGGCGAGGAAGACGACGACAGCACGACGAGUAGCUCUGGAUCGUCGGAUUCGGAGAGCGACGGAGGGGUCAGCGCCAGCCUCGCUGCCAAGUUGGCACUGUUGAAGAAGAGAGUGGCGUGA
Molecule: messenger RNA, 1449 nt
Organism: Colletotrichum acutatum
Lineage: Eukaryota; Fungi; Ascomycota; Sordariomycetes; Glomerellales; Glomerellaceae
Exons: 2
Coding region: 1-1449 (482 amino acids)
Biological process (GO): box C/D snoRNP assembly; maturation of LSU-rRNA from tricistronic rRNA transcript (SSU-rRNA, 5.8S rRNA, LSU-rRNA); snoRNA localization
Cellular component (GO): nucleus; pre-snoRNP complex
Source: RefSeq, a predicted model, not a curated record